GCUCAGGGCAGCCCGGGACUCCUCUGCCAGCACCAUGGUGAACUGGACGGCCGAGGAGAAGCAGCUCAUCAUCGGCCUCUGGGCCAAGGUCAACGUCGCCGAGUGCGGCGCCGAGGCCCUGGCCAGGCUGCUGAUCGUCUACCCCUGGACCCAGAGGUUCUUCGCCUCCUUCGGGAACCUGUCCAGCCCCACCGCCAUCAUCGGCAACCCCAUGGUGCGCGCCCACGGCAAGAAGGUGCUCACGUCCUUCGGGGAAGCCGUCAAGAACCUGGACAGCAUCAAGAAAUGCUUUGCUCAGCUGAGCAAACUCCACUGCGACAAGCUGCACGUGGACCCCGAGAACUUCAGGCUCCUGGGUGACAUCCUCAUCAUCGUCCUGGCUGCCAACUACGGCAAGGAAUUCACCCCCUGCCAGGCUGCCUGGCAGAAGAUGGUCCGUGUGGUGGCCCACGCUCUGGCCCACGAGUACCACUGAGCCUCCAGGGAGCCCGGAGACACUCCCGGGGAAUCCUCCUCGGGUUCUGCUGGCCUCUAAUCACCAAAUAAACAGCAGCUGCUCCACCACC
Messenger RNA from Hirundo rustica (Barn swallow), 566 nucleotides. Its product is annotated as hemoglobin subunit beta-like. Lineage: Eukaryota; Metazoa; Chordata; Aves; Passeriformes; Hirundinidae. Gene Ontology annotation, cellular component: blood microparticle; hemoglobin complex; haptoglobin-hemoglobin complex. The record is from RefSeq and is a predicted model, not a curated record. Gene Ontology annotation, biological process: hydrogen peroxide catabolic process; oxygen transport. Gene Ontology annotation, molecular function: organic acid binding; heme binding; haptoglobin binding.